Molecule: messenger RNA, 504 nt
Organism: Rangifer tarandus platyrhynchus (Svalbard reindeer)
Lineage: Eukaryota; Metazoa; Chordata; Mammalia; Artiodactyla; Cervidae
Source: the annotation of a GenBank genome assembly
AUGCCAGCUCAUCCGUCCCCUGGACUCCGGAAAGCGGAGACCGCCCUGGCCAGCAGUGUGGCCUGCUGGGCUCCUGACGCAAUGGCUCGGGCAGAAGGCCCGGCGCUGCCUGGCCCUUGGCCGGGGCUGCUCGAGCCAAAGACGGCAGGAGCCAGGAGGCCUGGCUGGGGCCCGCUGCCGCCUUCUCUCUCUGGCCCAGGGUCUGCCUCCCUGGACCCGAAGGGAUGCGUGGGGCAUUUGCACAAUAGAGGCGCUGCUGCCAGCUUUCCCCUUUUCAUUUCAGCCUGCUGUUUUAUUUUGUGGGUGAGUGGGCUUGGAAGGGGAAGCCGAGCCGAGUGUGGCAGCAGCAUGCGCUUUCCUGAGCCCUGUGGAGAAUUGUCCCGAACGGUAAAUGAGACAGUUGCAAGGGCCGGCCAGCUGCCUGCAGGGGGCCUAGUGGAGCCUGGCCGGCUGCGAGGGUCCCGCUGUGCCCGCGUCACGUGGCCCAGCGAGGGCGCGUCCUGA